GUCACGCCUUCUUUCUGGCUGCCAAUUCUGGGUUGUGUUGUUGUUGAGGAAACCGGUUUCAAGAGAAGCAGCAAAACUUCUCGGAUUUAAGGAGUUCUUUGGCAACAUUUGUUUAAAUUAAUCUACAGGUUUAAAUCAUGGAUGUGACGGCUCUUCGCAACAAGCUCUCUCAACUCGGCCAAGAUCAUCUCCUGGAAUUCUGGGACGACCCCGACCUGACGGAUGACCUGAGGAGGUCACUCUAUGAUGACAUCACUGGCACCAACGUCGAGGAGGUUCUGAAGUUCUUUGAGACGUCGACAGCAAACAUGAAUAACAGCGAAAAGGUUGAUGAGAGGAUGGAGCCGAUCCCGUCGGAACUCUUCGGCUCCGUAACAAGGUCUGGAAAGAACUUGGAUAGAUGGUACAAAGAUGGUUUAAAACAGAUUUCCCAAGGCAAGGUCGGUGUUCUCCUCCUAGCCGGGGGUCAAGGUACGCGCUUAGGGGUGAAGUAUCCCAAGGGAAUGUACAACGUUGGCCUGCCUUCAGAGAAGACUCUUUAUCAGCUACAGGCCGAACGGAUCCUAAAAGCUCAGGAACUUGCCCUGGAGUUAACAGGGGAGAAGGGGGUUAUACCAUGGUACAUCAUGACGAGCGAGCACACGAAGGAACCAACAAGAGAGUUCUUCAAGCAACAUAACCACUUUGGUAUCGGGGAAGAUGAUCUGGUUCUCUUUGAGCAGGAAAUGCUUCCGUGUGUGUCCUUUGAGGGAAAGAUCAUCCUUGAUCAGAAACACAAGAUAUCCAGAGCACCAGAUGGGAAUGGAGGUCUUUACCGUGCCUUAGGGAACUGUAAGAUCUUAGAUGACAUGGAGAGACGAGGUGUCACCUACGUUCAUGUCUACUGCGUUGAUAACAUCCUUGUCAAAAUGGCCGAUCCUACCUUCAUUGGAUUCUGUAUUGACAAAGGGGCCAACUGUGGAGCCAAGGUCGUUGAGAAGGCCUACCCAACCGAACCUGUCGGGGUUGUCUGUAGGGUCGAUGGGCAGUACCAGGUCGUUGAGUACAGUGAGAUCACGCUGCCAACGGCUGAGAAGAGAAGUGAAGAUGGUCGGCUGACGUUCAGCGCCGGUAACAUCUGCAAUCAUUUCUUCACCAUCGAAUUCCUCAAGUCUGUAGUGAAUGAGAAUGAAUCAAGACUACGACAUCAUGUGGCCAAGAAGAAGAUUCCAUUCAUCGAUGGGGAAGGCAAGCGCAUCGCACCGGAGAAACCAAACGGGAUUAAGAUGGAGAAGUUUGUUUUCGACGUCUUCAGAUUUUCAAAUAAUUUUGCAGUUUUUGAGGUCUUGAGGGAGGAUGAGUUCUCUCCCCUGAAGAACAGCACAAAGUCAGAAAAGGACAACCCCACCACGGCUAGACAUGCCCUCCUAUCCUUACACCAUAGAUGGGUGUUAAACGCCGGCGGUAACUUCAUCGACUCUGACGGGACACCCAUCCCGGCUAUUCCAAGGUAUUCCCGUGUAAUUGAGGACCAUUUGAAUGCUAAGUGUUUUAACACUGCAAUUCGACGCACCAAGCAAACACAUAGAAUAGUACCUUAUGAAAAACACACCAUCCCCACACAUAGGGAGAGCAGUCGACGAGCUCACGAUCCUGACUGCUACCCAGUGACGUGUGAAGUGUCGCCUUUAUUAUCUUACGCAGGAGAGGGACUUGAUAAGAUUUGCAAUGGGAAGAAGUUCUGUCCUCCAAUCCUCCUCAACCAGGCCAAUGUUAUAGCAGAGAAGCAAGAUACGAUCAACACCCAAUAGACUGGUGAACAGACACAAUUCAGGUUCAAUUUUAAAGCAUUGCUAUCAUCAGCUUUCAUGGGAGAUUUGGGUAACAUUCGCAACUCUAGGGUCGGCAAAUAGAAAUCCUCUUCCAUGAAAUUUGGGGCCCGUAGCACAAAACUCAGCAAUGAUCGUAGUACAUUUUUCUACGACUGAUUCCAUAGACUACAAUGUACAAUCAAUUGUAAAGAUCAAGUGUAGGAUCAAUUGCUAAUCUUUGUGUUACUGGACCCUGAUGGUAAAAUAAUGUCUUAAGUUCAAUCAGGGUACUUACUAUAUUCAUUCUCUAUUCAGUUCCUCAAUUCCAAGCGCACGAACCAAGAAUUUGUUGAAAAUGACAUGCUUAAUCGUUCAAAACAUCGUCAAAUAAAAUGGACCAAUUUUAAAAUGCUUUUGUGA
Molecule: messenger RNA, 2210 nt
Organism: Lytechinus variegatus (green sea urchin)
Lineage: Eukaryota; Metazoa; Echinodermata; Echinoidea; Temnopleuroida; Toxopneustidae
Gene: uap1
Product: UDP-N-acetylhexosamine pyrophosphorylase-like
Exons: 12
Coding region: 138-1790 (550 amino acids)
Biological process (GO): UDP-N-acetylglucosamine biosynthetic process
Molecular function (GO): UDP-N-acetylglucosamine diphosphorylase activity
Source: RefSeq, a predicted model, not a curated record